UGACUCCUGAACUCUGGAUUCAAGGGUGGCUGAGUUGACGGGACACGAACCCCAGGACCUGAUCGAGAAGACACUGUACCACCAUGUGCACGGCUGUGACGCAUUCCAUCUACGCUUCGCUCACCACCUCUUGUUGGUGAAAGGGCAGGUCACCACUAAGUACUACCGUAUGUUGUCCAAGCACGGGGGCUGGGUGUGGGUGCAGAGCUACGCCACCAUCGUCCACAACAGCCGCUCCUCCAGACCCCACUGCAUCGUCAGCGUCAACUAUGUUCUCACGGACGUAGAGUAUAAAGACAUGCAGCUGUCUCAGGAGCAGAGUCGAGCGGCCAAACCCAUCUUAGCCUUUAAGAGUGGCCUGGCCUCCUCUCAGGACCUCCGCAAACAACUCAAAACCAAAGCAGUCAAGAUCAAGAGCAAACUGAAAACAGCCCCCUACCCUCAGCCCAACAGCACCUACCACCCAGACAAGCUGGACUGCUCCCCCCAGGGAGGAAGUUGGAAGGAGAGCACCCCCUACCCCCUGAACCCCUGUCACGGGCAGAUCUCAGGCCCUUCUGGAGGCCCAGAGGCUGGAGAGGUCCUGUGUAGUAGCAGCGCCCCCUAUGGCCUCUCCUUCCCCUACCCCUAUGGACACCUACCCCACACGGACUCCCAGAGGAGGUUGCGACACACCCAGGGUUCUUCCUCCGCCUCACCAUCCCCGUCUUCCCCUGGCCUGGCCGCCCAGCAGCUGCUCAGCUCCCUGCAGGGUCGAGGGAGCGAGGGGCGGUGGAGCUGUGCCAACGCCAAAAUCCACCAUGGUACUAACCCUGCUCACACCCUGAGACCAUUCGCUGCAUCGUGCUCCAUUACUACAGCCACCACAGCAGCAUAUUCAGGCCCCGCGGCGAGCAGGAGAUACCCCCCCUGCGAGCCCCUUCAUGAUGGCUUCUCCAGCUGCUCAACCCCGCGCCCUAACAGCAGGUUCAAGGAAGAGCCCUAUGAGCAUCACACGCUUGGCCAGAGCAAGACCACAGAGGACCGCCUGCACUCCCAGUCACAGGCUACUAAAGAGGACAGCAAGCUGCCGUUCAGUCGAGACUACCUCCACAAGGCCUCCGAGGGGAGUGGUUGUGUAGGAGGGGAGAAGCCGGUGUCCUGUCCCCUGUUGAGUAGCUCUGUGCUGGGGAAGGUGAGCUGCGAGCAGUCCCGGUCCUUCCAUGGCCUGGGCCAACCCUUCCCCAUGCAGGUGGUCCUGGAGCAGCGCAGGAGGCUGUGUAUGAUGGAAUCCCCCUACAGCCACAGUGCCACCGGCCCCCUGGAGCACACGGACAGCAAUGGGGAGCGGGGGAGCCCCAAGUUGCUGGAUCCUGAGGCGGGGGAGGAGGAAAGGAGGAUGUGGAUGGGGGUUGGAGUUGAAGUUGGGGUUGGGAUGGGGGUGGGAGUUGAAGUUGGGGUUGGGAUGGGGGUGGGAGUUGGGGCAGGCCUGCCGGCCCAGGCUCCGUACAUGUCUUUGAACCUCCACCACGUCUUGGCCAAACACAGCUCCUUCCAGGCCCCGCCCUACGCUGCCCUCGGCCAUUUGUCGGACAGCUACGGUUACCGUGGUGAUGAAAUGGGUUCUUAUGGCUACAAGAGCCAAAGCCCCGCCUCUGGCUCCUCCCCUGAGACCCACAGGGAGAUCCCUCAUUACAUCGGCACGUCCGUCAUCAUCACCAACGAGAGGUGA
Salvelinus sp. IW2-2015 is the source of this 1711-nucleotide messenger RNA. Its product is annotated as single-minded homolog 2-like. The record is from RefSeq and is a predicted model, not a curated record. Gene Ontology annotation, biological process: regulation of transcription by RNA polymerase II. NCBI's taxonomy places the organism in Eukaryota, Metazoa, Chordata, Actinopteri, Salmoniformes, Salmonidae. Gene Ontology annotation, molecular function: RNA polymerase II transcription regulatory region sequence-specific DNA binding; protein binding; DNA-binding transcription factor activity, RNA polymerase II-specific.